Molecule: messenger RNA, 1330 nt
Organism: Mercurialis annua (annual mercury)
Lineage: Eukaryota; Viridiplantae; Streptophyta; Magnoliopsida; Malpighiales; Euphorbiaceae
Product: B3 domain-containing transcription factor VRN1-like
Exons: 6
Coding region: 135-1085 (316 amino acids)
Molecular function (GO): DNA binding
Source: RefSeq, a predicted model, not a curated record
UCCUGAAAAGAAAUUGUCUACAGCCUCAUUCAAACAAAGCCCCAACACUUCAAGUCUCACUCUGCACAGCAUCACCCUCGUCUACAGUCGUCCCGUGCCACCAAUACAGCGAUCGCCACUCCAUCCUUUUGCCUAUGGCUUCGUUGCUCAAGAAACAGAAUGGAAGGUUACUGUUCGAUGCAAAAAAAGCUCAUUUCUUUAAGAUAAUACUUGAUCGGAGCAUUCGUGAUGGCAAACUUGGUAUUCCAAAGAAAUUUGUAAGAGAAUAUGGAAAUCAUCUGUCAAGUCCUGUACUCCUUAAGGUGGGGAAUGGUAAAACUUGGAAAAUUGGGUUAAGUAAAUGUGAUGAUGGGAUUUGGUUGCAAAAGGGUUGGCAAGAAUUUGUACAUCAUUAUUCUUUAGUACACGGGUACUUGCUAGUUUUUGAAUUUCAUCAAAGAAAUACUUGUCAUUUUAACGUAAUUAUAUUCGACAAUUCUAGUUUAGAAAUUGACUAUCCAAUGUUUACCCAAAUUGUCAAUGAGCGUAAUCUUGAAGAAGAGUGUCGAGAGCCAAAGAUUAAAGAAAAUGAUGACGGUUUUAAGUCAAAAUCGCCUUGUUACACAAAAAAACUUGAAGUGAAAAGAGGGUAUGGAAGCAUAGCAGAUUCAGACGGGAUUGUGGUAAAGAAACAAAGAUUAAACGAGAAGGAAAAGGCUAGACUUGUGCGUAGAGCAAACGCUAUGUUUGAAUCUACUAAUCCUUACUUCAUGCUUGUAAUGCAACCAUCGUAUAUAUUUUCUUCAUUAGAUAAAGACAAAGACAGAGUGAAUAUACCACCAAGCUUCGCGGUGAAAUACUUUAAGCAGAAGAAUGGUGAAGUAACCCUAAAUGUUUUGGAUGGAAGGAGUUGGUCUGCUAGCUACUCCAUUGUAUCUUCAGGAAACAUAACACAGACAUUGGCAACAAUCUCCCGUGGUUGGAGAAUGUUUGCUAGAGAUAAUCAACUGGAAGUUGGUGAUGUUUGUGCCUUUGAAUUGAUUGAAAACACUAAAACAACAUUUCAAGUUGCCAUUUUCAAAUGUAACCAAGAUGCUGGCCUGUGAAGCUGAAUACUAUCUCUAUUCAUAUUACAAGAGAGGUAAAUUGUUCUGCAACUUGUUUGAGCUGAUUCAUUCAGAGACUAUGCUCAUCAAAGUCUGUUCCGUACCUAAUUUCAUCUCCAAUCUUGAAUCUGUUCUACACUCUAGGUUAAGGAAUAUGACAACUUCUUUGAUUUGCUUUUCUUGGGAUUGAGGACAAUCGUCCACUUUUUUGAAUUGAGGGUAAUCUUAAACCCUAAAUCGUCCAA